Molecule: messenger RNA, 2391 nt
Organism: Megalopta genalis
Lineage: Eukaryota; Metazoa; Arthropoda; Insecta; Hymenoptera; Halictidae
Gene: orion
Product: chemokine-like protein orion
Source: RefSeq, a predicted model, not a curated record
AGAUCGUCAGUUUCCGACGAACUAAACGGGACCAUACCACGCGAAACGUAUCCUACAUGUCUUUUGUUAGGAUGGUGUUUUCUUUUGUAUGAGUUAUCCACAACCAUUUGAAAAAUUUAUAAAUGUUAGCAACGGAGACGCGAUAAGAAGGGAAAACCGUUACGGAUAGGGUUCGUUCUGUGACACAUGUGCGAAGGCUUCUCGUGAAGCCUAAAUUAUAUCUUUCUGAGAAGUUUCGAUAUUAUCAGUGCUAUUAUGGUUGCGAUGGGAAUAAAAACCAUCCUGGUUUGUUUGUUAAUAAAUUUAGGACCGCCCGUAAAUAGCUUCGAUGCCAUGAGUAUCAUGGAUAUAAAGGAUAUGUUAAGAUUCGGCCGCGAAACAUUGGUAGAUAUUCUCGAAUCGUGGGAGAUGAUACGCCAUAAAGAACCCAACGAUGAGGAGAACAGUUUUCCAUUCGUUUAUAGAAUGGAGAAAGAACUGAGGAACCGCAUAUCAUUGGUAUCGAAUAAAAUCGAUCUUUAUCAAAUGAAAAUGGGAAUGCAUAUCGACUCGGUUCUAGCUAAACUGUUGACCGAUUUACCAUUACAAGAAAACCUAAACAAUAAAUUACAUUUGAUGGAUGGGUAUACUGGAAAGAUUAAUGAUUUAUAUGCUAAUUUUAUAUACUACUCCAAAUCGCCCAUAAAUUACGAGAAAUUCACGUUGGAGGAUUUUGCCGCAACAUGUGUUUCCUCUAGGUCGGAUGCUUUACCUGAUAUUUUAAAAAGUAUUCACAGACUGUUAGUCCCCUCAAACGACCUAAGCGGCAGCAUCCUCGUAUUAUUGGCGAAGCAGAUGAACGAGGCAGCAUCGCAAAUUUGCAGUGAAAAUCAAUCUCUCCAACAACUGCUCUACAACUUAUAUGCCACGGUUACUCUUGCAGAAAUUCAAGGCUACAGCAUGAUUCAAUUCUCCUACAUGUUGCUGAGAAUGUAUAAUCGAGGUUCUAACUUCACCGAAGAAAUGGAGCUUGUGAAGCAACAGUAUGCGGUAAGAACGUCCGAAACUGUAAGAGCCGUGAAAACCGCCAUGGCUUUUGCACCCAGAGAACUCUGGAUGUGCGACUCAGGGAAUCAAAAAUCAAAUAAAACGUACACACAACUAACACAACUAUUUCAAGGAUUCAUCGUAAACGAAGUAGAUCUGAAUGCACAGAAAUCUUGUAGAGAAAAUUGCGCUUAUUACAGUUACACGAAGGUACACGGAUGCUAUAUGAAUCAAUAUUGUGCCCAACAACCGAAAUGUAACGGCAAUGUAAUAAAUUGCGAGUUUGUCGAUUCCGACAUGUGGGUGUGUCCUGCGUCCAAGAACAGCAAUCGACGAUAUGAAUACGUGGAAUACGAGAACGGUAAAAUUUUUGGCAAUAAGGGUACAUGCAAAAACAGUUUAACCAAAGUCGACAGUUGGUGGCGUUGGAUUUUCUGGCAUUGCAGCUAUUGUUUCUGUUACUGUGACAAUCACAACGCAAAAUCCGACCGGUAUUUCAGUUUGCACGAAGUUACGUCCGACACGGCGAACAACAAAGUUGUAACGGGAAUUGCAUUGAAGAAAGUAAAUCAGAUAAUACAUAUACAAAUACAAGAAGGUCAACUAUUAGAACGUGGUACCAUCAAUAAAACAACUGUUGCAUGGAAGCCUAUCAAACCAUUUUCUAUAUUGGAUAGAAAUGUCAGCAAUGGCGUUGACUAUCAUACUCUAGUAUGGGAGAAGAGAGGCUUGGAUCUGGACGAUUUAAUGGCAGAUCAAAAUCACCUUGUGACAGGUCUUAAGUUUCGAACAAUUGGAUCUCGAUUGAAUCUAGAAAUACAGGUGACACCGUUCAACUUCACGACAGGGGAAUUGAUGCAGCCAUCUAUAAACAGUUUCUGGAUAAGCAACGAUGCUACCGACAGGGCGGAAUUGCAGUUGAAAAAUCCUGAUAUACCAACGCGAAUGCAACUGCCGUCAUUGCCGGACUCGAAGAAAGAUCAGUACGUGAAUUUUGCGCCCAGCGAUAGACAGAUGGAUGCUGCACAAAAUACAAUACCAUUUAUCGAUAUUCAACCGGUGGAAUCGAAACCACCGGUUCCAUUGGCGGGUGCCGGAGUUUUUCACAAAGGCAGAUCGGGAUCAGGAGGCUUUGUGGCUAUGAAACUAAUUACGUACGACUUCGCGCCGCAUUUGACGGUUGAUUUGCCACCGUCGCCGCCAGUUAUUAAUUCUCUCCCGUUAAGUGAAAUAGCUGUAGCAUGAAAUCACUGAUAUCCAUACAAACGACGUUCGUAGAUAUUUUUUAUAUGUUACUCCGAUAUUCGCGUGCUCUCCAUUAAAUCGUAAUGAAACAAUGGAAUUUUUAAUUCGUUUCGACAUGCA